CUACUUGUGCUUGAUUCAGAAUAAUUAAUUUACUACAAUGGGUACUUUGUAUCUCAAUGCUUUUGGCAAACUGGAGGAUUCUUCAAGAGCUGUCCCUGUUGAGACCUUUGUUGUCCUCCAUGCCAUCAAAAGCCUAGAUUUACAAAGUGGUGCAUCUCCCAUUCAUAUUGUCCUAGUAGAAUCAAAUGGAGACUUGCUAAGUCCAAGUGUACCUGUGGAUGUUGAUAUCUUCUCUCACAUCAGUGUAGAAGUUUCUCAUUCAGCUCUACCUUAUCAAGCUAAAGUCUGUAAAUUGCCCGCUUUUGUGGCAAAGGAAAAAGGCCUCCUUCAAACAGUGGCUGGGCUGAGUUCUGUUCUCCGUAAAUUGUUGUUCGUUAACUCUCAAGACCAUCCAUUAUUAGGAUUUCGUCAGUCAUGCCUCAUUGCCUGUGCUGAAGUUUCUGUGUGGACUCGUUUUUGUGAGGUUGACAUCAUUAAUUCCGUAAAAGACAUGCUUCUUAGAAACUCUCAGUCGUACUUGGAAUAUAUUCCCAUUGAUGUUGCCCGCUUAGAGGAACAUUUGUCACAUGCCCCACGCCUCCACAAUGUUCGAAAACAUCGUCAGGCUUAUGCUAAAACUAUUGGAAGCACAGAGUCGGAAGCUGAGGUGCCCCACUUGUUUGCUGAGGGUCCAUCCAUGACUUUGGCAGAUGUUAUUUUAUUUCCAUGCUUUUUUAUACUCCUGAGCAGUUUUCCUGAGCAUGUAUUAGUUGAAACAGUUCCUCUAGUGUUCUCCUGGUAUGCCAGGGUUUUGGCCUCUGAGCAACUUCUGAAUGGAGCUGAACUGCUCUUAAAGUUGGCCUCAAUUUUACCAGUUCCUUCAGACCUUGACAAAAGUUCAUAUAACUUGCCCUUAGUACCUAAAGAAAGCCUGUACAAAUGUGAUCCAUCUCGGUACAAACCUCGCAGCAACAAAAUGUACACACAGCAGGAAGAUGUAGAAGCAUCAUUGGCCAUUGUCAACACUUUGAUGUCUGAGCAUGAGAUUAUUCAAACAACAAAACCGUUUGGGGAUGAAAUUGAAUUGCUAUGGCAAAAUUUACCUCUUGAAAUUCAACCAGAGGGAGGACAUGUCCCAGAGAAACGUCAAAGCCGCAAAGCAGAGCAAUUGCAAAAUAUGGCAAAAGCUGUCAUGAAGUUGGCUCAGCCAGGUCAUAUUCUGGUGGACUUCUGCUCAGGGAGUGGCCACCUGGGCCUUCUCUUGGCAUGGGUUCUGCCUUCCUGCACUGUGCUUCUUCUGGAGAACAAAGACAAAUCAUUGCAGCGGGCUGUAGAUCGCAUUGAGAAAUUGGGUCUUAAGAAUGUGGAGCUGGUCCAAGGCAACAUUGAUUACUUCCAGGGUGAAUUUGAUAUUGGCAUUGCAUUACAUGCUUGUGGUGUUGCAUCAGACAUAGUGCUUCAACUUUGUGAAUCAAAACGGGCUGCUUUUGUGGUAUGCCCCUGCUGCUACGGCUCAAUCCAAAGUGGACAUACAGUGUCUUACCCAAGAAGCCAACUAUUUCAAGAUUCCUCAUUGGGGAUGAAAGACUACUUGGUUCUUGGUCAUUGUGCCGAUCAAACACACGGAGAAGAAGGGUGCAAAACAGCUCAAGGGAACUUGUGCAUGGCUGCUAUUGAUACUGAUCGACUUUUGCAUUCACAUGAAGGAGGCUACUAUGUUCAUUUAUCCAAAAUGGAUCCACCUACCUGCAGUCCAAAAAAUAACUUGUUGGUAGGAAUUCCCCAAGAAAGGGCAGACUUCAAAGUUGUUACUAACGCCUAGAAAAUGGCACCAAACUUAUAGAACUAAUGCACUGUUUUAAAGUCAAUACUAUACACUGACUGAAUUAAUUAUCAUGUUCAUAACAGUGAGAGCAAAGUCUACCGUGCAUUUAAGAAAAAAUGAAUUAUGUGUAAUUUUGUUCUAUUUCUUUUAAUAAGUCACAUAGUUUUAUUUUAUUAAUUCAAAUGUUGUUGUAUAAAUAAAUGCUGCUAUUUUUUAAA
Molecule: messenger RNA, 2022 nt
Organism: Thrips palmi
Lineage: Eukaryota; Metazoa; Arthropoda; Insecta; Thysanoptera; Thripidae
Product: glutathione S-transferase C-terminal domain-containing protein homolog
Exons: 9
Coding region: 38-1801 (587 amino acids)
Source: RefSeq, a predicted model, not a curated record